Molecule: messenger RNA, 4350 nt
Organism: Symbiodinium sp. CCMP2592
Lineage: Eukaryota; Dinophyceae; Suessiales; Symbiodiniaceae
Source: the annotation of a GenBank genome assembly
AUGCGGUCAUGCCGGCCUCUCCUUGUGGCUCUAGUCCUUUCGAGCCCUGCUUGCCUGGAACCGCCACGCACUGCCUGGUGCUCAGACCAGCUUAGUACUGCCUGCGCUGACAGCACGCCAGUUGCCUUGCAAGCAGUCUUUAGUGCUCGGCGUGCUUCUUUGUCUCAAGAGCAUCGGUUGCCGCCUGGCAGCCUGGACAUUGCAGCUGCCUCGCUUCCAGGCCUCCUCACCUUGCCCCCCGCGGCCAUCUGGCAUGUCGCCCAAGAAGAACGCCCAGGCAACGGCCAAAGGCGGCGGCAUCCUUCGCUCGCUUUGCUAAGGCGGCAUCAGGAGAAGCGGUUGCCAAGUCCACGGGAAGCAGGGCCCGCACUCGCGCCCCGGCUCCGACUCCCAAGCGUCGGCGAGCACGCCGUGCUGAGGCAGAGGCAGAGGUCCACCUCCCCCGACAGCGGCCAACGACCCGAGGGUGGCUACUCCUGCUGUUGCAGCUCCGCUGGCUACUACGACUACCAGCUCACCGAGACCGCCGUCCCCAGCUCACCGCCGCCUUUGCCAUCAGGUCACCCCGCUGUCGAUUUGUACUCCACCAUUGCCGAUUCCGCCACGGCACUUCCGGUCCCCGGGCUCCGCUUCGGCCGGCUCUCACAGGUGUUUCUGCUGCUUCUGUCCAUCGAGAGGCUCGGCCAUGUCUUGCAGUUGCUGAUCGAUGCACGCAUGAAGGUCAACAUUGAUAAGUCAGUGAUUCUCCUUGCUGUCAAUCACUCCUACGCCAGUCGCUGGCGACGCCGGGAAAUUGCAUCAGACAAACAAGGCCUCCGAUUGCGCAUCUCGACCCCGUCUGCGGGUAUCUUUAAACUGCCGAUCGUUGACACUCAUAAAUACUUGGGUGCAAUCAUCUCUUACCAGGAGGACUGCACGCAACUUACGGUGGCCUAUCGACUGCGGCAAACCUGGGCGACCUGGACCAGACUUCGGCCAGGGCUUACCUCAGCCUCUGCACCAGCCCUCCCGCUGAGACUGCGUCUUUGGCAGGCAUGUAUUCCACCUACGGCCCUUUACGCGCUUGAUAGUCUCCCGCCAAAGCGACAGCAUCUGGUCCAAAUACAAAAAGCCCUGAUGCGUCAGCUCCGCGCCGUCGCUAGAUCUCAAGCGCACAUGACGGGGGAAUCUACUAUCGAUCUGCACGCUCGUCUUCGUGUCCCCUUCGCGCUUGAUGUACUGCGACAGGCCUCCAGUCGGAGAGCUGCACGGUGGGAGGUGCUCCCUCCCGAAGAACACGAUCUUUUAAGUCGUGAGUGGCAGACUCGAAUUGAUGAUGCUCUGAUGCAGCUUGGUCCCCACCCCCACCUGGCCCCAGAUGCUCCCACAGCUGAUUCGGCAGUCUCGGGCGUGAACGUGGGGGAUACAGACAUGCAUGCUGAUGGGUGGCCCUGCCCAUAUUGCACGCAUCAGGCGCCCUCGCAUCGCCUACUCCGUGUGCAUCUCUCUAGAGCCCACGCCACCAAGGCGAAGGAUAGACACUGCCCGGGCAGGUUUAAUCGAGCCCUUCACUGGGUGAACGGAAUGCCGAUAUGCCGCCUUUGUGGGCAUCGCUUUAAUCGUUGGAGCGGGCUGCGUAACCACAUAGAUAAGGGUCAAUGUCGGUGUCUGUCUUUUCAUGCCCCGUCUAUGCCUGAGCCCACACCGGAUCCAAAUCAUGAGGCCGAUCCCUCGUCUUCUAGCGUCCUCUCUGGGGACGCUACACCUGCAGCCUGCGCCGAGGCAGCAGCCACUGUCUCGCCUUCCCGAUGUCUGUCAGACCCUCAUCCACUGGCCUACACUGGUGUCUUUCAGGCUCAGCUGCGACAUCAAGGCUGGCAAGCGUUACUCUCGAGGCCUGAUCUCAGGAGCUCCUUGAAGCAUCACUGCCCGCUGUGCUCUCAGUGGGCUGCCUCACCCUCGGGCCUGAAAGUUCACCUGCAGCAGUCGCACCCUGAAUGGAAAGCCCUACGCGCGGCCGCACAGGCAAAGGCCCAAGACCAACGCGAAUUGGGCCUAUUCCAGAACUUCAUGACGCCGGCAGCCGGCAUGGAUGCAGCCCAGCCCAAACGCCGCAGAGGCGAGGAACCGGAGGGGGCGUCCCAGUCGGCCCUGUUCCUGAGCCAUUCUUCCGGCUCUCAGGCCCCGGUGGCCACGGCGAAUGCGGGGAGAAAGCCUUCCUCUGAUCUUGAGGUCGAUUGGGGCGACGGCCAGUCAAGUGUGUCCGAUCUGCCUGAAUCAGGGGUGCCUCAGGAAAUCGCCCGAGCAGGGCCUUCAUCGAGCGAUCAGCAUGCAUUUUCCUUAGACGAUUGGUUAGCUGAUGUUUCUCUUGAUGGCCACGUCUCUGCAAGCAGCGUUGCAGAGCCAGCAAGUGUUGCCAAGGAUAGUUGUGUGCCGAGUGUUGCUUCGACAGCCGUCUUGUCUUCUAGGGAGUAUGCCGCUCGUCUACGGAGCUCCCACCUGAGCCUGCAAGAUGCCACGCCGAAGUUCUUUUGGGAGCAGGGGUUUUGGUCUGAUUUCUUCAGUCCUGCCGCAGUGCCAGAAACCAUCAUGCCGAAAUUCAAGGACAGGCGGCCAGAUCCUUAUCACUUGCCUUUGUCGGAGCCUGUAGAGCUUGGACAGUCGCAAUCUUCGAAGAAGGCACGUCGAGAGUUCGCAGCAGUCUUCCAGAAAGUCGUGAUUCAGAGACAGGUGAUUUCUUGGAGGGACGCUCGUGAGGCCUCCUUUGAGACGGCCAUUGUGAAAUGGGUUGCUCUGUUUGGGUCUUGGGAUUCUAAUAAGGAUGAGUCUCUGGAUGGCUUUGCACAACUGUCGGAGCUUGAAAGGAGGAAAGUCAUUGAUGACAGCAUCGCACGCAAAGCCCCUUCGACUGCCUUGAAAAGAGCAAACUCGUUGAUCAAACUCACGAAGCUUGCCGGAGCCGCAAACAUUGUCAUGCCCGCUUCCGAAGGCGAGAUCUAUAUCAUUUUGACCGAUGCCAAGUCGGGAGGGGCCCCAUUAUCCCAGCUGCGGGGGUUCAUGGAAGCCAUUACCUUCUCUCGACAUGUCUUCGAAAUCAGUAGCCUCCAUCUAGUUAGUGUCAGCAAAAGAUGUUGGGGAGUCACAGUUGCCAGGGUCGCGACUCCUGCGAGACAGGCUGACCCCCUGCGGGUCAAGGACCUCAAGGAGCUUCAUAGGGUGUUGGAUGAGGCGCCAGACCCCUGGGACCGUUGCUUCGCAGGCAGCGCGCUAUUUUGCGCGUACGGCCGUUGCCGAUGGUCUGACUCGCAGCACUUGGAUGAUAUCGAACUAGAAUAUGAAGAGGGUCCUGAUUCUCCCCUUGCAUACGUUGGAGGUGUCAUCGACAUUCACAAAACAAUGAACCUGCAGGGUCAGCAGCCCCGUGUUCUUGAAAUCAUUGCACCAGCGCAAGGAAUCUAUGAAGGUGACUGGGCUUUGAAGUGGCUCGCUGCACGUGCGGAGGUAGGCUGUGCCUGGUCGCAGGGCCACCCGACCAUGCCUGCACCCAAUCAUCUGGGUGAGCCUACUGUCAGGGCUCUGGGCAGUGACGAGUGUGGUGCUUGGCUCAGGGCUCUCUUGCCAACGAGGCUGGACAUGAGAACAACUUCGCACUCUCUGAAGGCAACGUUCUUGAGUUAUUGUGCAAAGAGAGGCAUGAGCCAUCUUGACAGACUUGCGCUGGGAGGGCACUCCCAUGGAGCGAAGAGUGCCGAUACCUAUGCGAGGGAUGCCCUUGCUCGCCCAUUAAGGUUGCUCCAAGGUGUCAUCAGAGAGAUCAGUAUGGGCGUCUUCAUCCCGGAUGCUAACCGGGCUGGCAGGCUGAUUGUCAGUGCUGAGACUUCAGAGCUUGCUCAGGAGUUGGGCCAUGAAGUCCCGAGUCUCGCCACUGCCUUUGAAGACCGCAGGGCCUCUCCCGGCCCGGCCCAAAGAAGAGGUCGUGUCCUUGAGUUCCAUGCCGAGCCCGCUUCAGAGUCCCAUGAGUGCGAGGGAGAUUCGUCGGAGGCCGAUGAUGGAGAUUCGAGCCGCAAAUCAAGCUCAAAAUCGUUUGUCGAGGGCACCACAAGCUCAGAUUCAGAUGCAAGCUCAAGCUCUGAAGAGGAGGGACCUGGACCCAGCAUGCCUCAGUUCGUCCCCCGCCUGCCAGAGCCUCCUGAGGGCUUUCGGUUUGUGCAACACGCAAAGUUGAAGACCUUGCAUUAUGUCAUGCAGGGUCACUUGAACUUCACCGUUUGCGGGCGUCGCAUUACAGAUUCUCUUACAGGAUCCUUAUCACUCAAGUGGGACAGCCCGGUCUGUCGCAAUUGCAAGAAGUCUGUAGGACCACUCAGGUAG